Cavenderia fasciculata is the source of this 3399-nucleotide messenger RNA. RefSeq lists its product as uncharacterized. The transcript is spliced from 2 exons. NCBI's taxonomy places the organism in Eukaryota, Evosea, Eumycetozoa, Acytosteliales, Cavenderiaceae. The record is from RefSeq and is a predicted model, not a curated record. Bases 1 to 3399 code for a protein of 1132 amino acids.
AUGAUUGGUAUCAAGGGUGGUAUUGCUGCAGAGUCGUUUGGAGAUGACACAGUCACUCCUGGCGCAAUCAAAGCUGAAAUGACACGCCUGGUAUUCGAUCGGCAAUUGACAAAUUCUUUGGCCACCUCUCUAAAAAUUGAAUACUCCUCUAAUGGUACACCAUCGAUCAUCAAUACAAACGUUCGCCUCUUAUCGUUAACCUUUCAAGCGCUCAAUCUGUUGGUCUUUAAGGAAUACGGGACUGAUCUAAAAUCUUACAAGUACGACAGCCAAGAAGACGCUGACAAUCUUCUUUCUCGUCUAACGGGCCUCAAGUAUGGUACAAAGUUUGCACUGUUUACUGCCAGUGAUGGAUUCAACAACAAGUUUAGAUUCAAUGACCAAACAAUUGGAUUUUUGCGAGACAAGUGUGGCAGUGCAAACAUUGAAUCGUUUCAAACAAGUACAACCGAUUACAUUUGGUAUAUGGUGUCUAAAGUUGGUGCGCCAUAUUCUUUUAGUGAAUACGCAACAUCUGGUGAAUGUAGUUUCUUGUAUACCCAAACAAAAGAUACCUCUUUGAAAAGACAAAAAGAGACCAACGACUCACCAAUCGAGACUGAUAUUUCAGUCUAUUCAAAUGCAUUGACUGGAUCAUCCCGCAUCGUCGUCAAUGGAAUUGUCCAAAUACCAACAAGCAAUCGUGGGUUCAUAAUGUGCGCAAUCAAUGAAGUCACUGGUCAAGUAUAUUAUACUAGAGGUUACGACAUAUCAGUUUGCGAUCCUAGCCAGAGCGCUGUGGACAAUAUGAUUAGAGAUAUCCUCGAUCUUUCUAUUGGAACCUUUGUCGCCAUCACUCUUGCCCAACCAAACAUUGGUGCCUUUUCAUUUGAUGGAUUAACUGAAGAAUUAAAAUUUGCUCUCGAAACGGUUGGUGCAUCACGUCUCAAUGAAAUCACCAGUCUCUCGAAAUCCUAUUCCCUUAUUGGUAGAAAGGGAUCACGUGCAGGGUCUGCUUUCGAUAAACUGGCAACAUCUCCAUCUCAACUCUUUUCAAGUUUUGUACCAACACAAGUAAAGUCAUUCAUUGAUAUUGAAGUCACUUCCAAUGCUUUUUAUUCAAACAAUCAUCAAGACUAUGGAUAUUCUAGUUUUAAAAUCAAUGGAGUCUAUAUCACGGAAUACGAAGAAAAUAACUCGAUCGGUCUCAAUGUGAUGAUUAUCAACCCUAUCAAUGGAAUCAUUCAAGAGUUGUGCAACUUUAACACUCAAGAUAACAGCGAUCAUGCAAUUGCCUUUGCCCAAAAGCUGUCAACAUUACCUAUUGGUACUAUUGUGGCUGUCUCUGCUGUUGGAGGUGCUUCUAAAAGAAUUACCGGUGCCAUUGGUGCCAUCGAAAAGUUCCUUGGAAGUAAACUGAUCAAAGAUUUUGUGCUCCCAGAGCCGUAUUGCUUGAUUGCAACUGUGAAUGACAGUUUGACACCUGCCAACCAACAAAUAAUCGGUGAAUGUGUGGCAGGAAAUGACCAAGAGGUCAGCAAAUCUUCUUGUUCAACAAGAUUCCCACUAAAAUCAUUAUUCAGCAAUCGCUCAUCUGGUGUCAAUAUGUGUGUCAGAUCCAAAGGUAAAUCAAACGACGCAAGUUGCCAAAUAAUAAUCAAUGGAGUUGAUGCAUCACCUCUUGGCUAUUCACAAGGACUCAAUGCUAUCUUUGUAAAGAGCUCUGACUUAUCCAAAACAAUCAAGCUUUACAACACAACUGCAAGUUGGGAACAAUUCUUGUUGGAUGUUCAAUCACUCGACGAUGGAACGUUUGUUUUGGUGGCUGUCAAAAAAAGUAUGCCAGCCAGCAGCACAACAUUGGCCAAGAAAAUGGUAUUCACUCUUAUUGGCGCAUCCAAGUUCAUCGUUGUUCCAGAUGACGGAUCCUACUCUGUAAUAGGUAUUAAAGGAAUGGCUGCAGGAUCCGCUCUUGAAGAGUUUUCAAACGGAGAUUCUCAAGUUUGUGUUGCAUCAUGGGAACCCACCACCUCCUCAGCUACAACUACUACUGCAACUAAUAUUAAUAAUGGUAAAACACAUCAAACUGUAUUUUCUGUUCAAUUGUUUGAUCAAUACAAUCAUAAGUGUUCACCAAUCCCUAUAUUAGACAAAACAUUUGCAAGUGGAAACAUUUAUACAAACGAACCAGCAUCCAACUGGAACGGUGAUAGAGAAUCGAAAAGAGGAAGGGUGGUAAAGGCAUUAUUAAUUGGACUUGAAUACAAAAAAGGAGCUACCCCACCAUUGGACAACUCAAGCAUCGAUAUCAAUGACCAUGCUGCUGCUCUUUCCAAUUGUGGCUAUGUCCUCAAGGAAAACAUUCAUGUUUUAACAGAGAACCUCACACAAGUAACAAACAAUGGUACCGCUGUUUGUGGGCCUAGUGCCAAUUGCAUCAAGGAUGAAAUAAGCAAUUGGAUGGCUCCCAACUUGAUUCAAUGUGACUCUCUCUAUGUUGCCAUUAUUGGAAGAUGUUUCAAAAAGUCAAUAUUUGGUGGAAACGAUCCUCAGUCUGGUCUUGUAUCCCUCGAUCACACCUUGACCUAUUCUGAUUAUUCGCUGACUUGGAGCACUUUCCUCGACCUCUUUAACAGUGUACCAUAUGGUGUCAAUAUUACCUUUGUGUUGGACUGUAACAACAGCCAAGACUUUUUGACUACUCUUGCAGGCAAAUCAUUCUACCAGAAUACCAUUGUCUAUUUAUCAUCUGAACCUGGGAAAGUUGUGCCAUUGGUUACCAUUGGCAACUCGAUUGGAAUCAUUCCCCAGUUCACCAAAAUUCUGAAAUUGGGUGGCUGUAAAUCAACCCCUCUAUCUUACAGUUCAAUCAUCACUCAACUUAAACAACAACAAGCCAAAGAAUAUAAAUCAGUUCCAUACAUGUGGAUCUAUGGAAAUUCAGAAGGAACUUUUUCGUUCCUCACCCGAGCCUCAUCAUCAAAGGUUACUAUAUACCAAUAUCAUGCUUCUGUUGCAGGAUCCAACAAGUUUAGAUACUUUUACUCAAGAUUCAAUAAUGUAGGAGGUGAAUGGAUAUUAGAUGGGCCUGUUUGGAUAGCAUUAGCACCAGAUACUAGUGAUGGAUUUCCUAUAUACCAAUACUCGAUCCUUACUCGUCCAGUAACCAAUAGUAGUGUAGAAACAUACAACUACGACUAUUGCCUAGACAGUACUCACUCCAGUGAUCCUAUAACUGGAUACAAGUGGUACCCAAUGGGUUCGGUUUGGAGAGCGUAUCCGAAAAGAUCUUCUGGUCUUCAACCUGUCUAUCGCUAUUAUUUCGAUCAAGUGACCAGAAGAUACAUGUAUUCCACAAAUGAAAAUAUUGGACUAGGUUGGACACUCGAUGGCAUUGCAUUCUACGCUUACAGCCUUUAA